Messenger RNA from Xiphophorus maculatus (southern platyfish), 944 nucleotides. RefSeq names its product NADH:ubiquinone oxidoreductase complex assembly factor 3 (gene ndufaf3). The record is from RefSeq and is a predicted model, not a curated record. The transcript is spliced from 5 exons. Gene Ontology annotation, cellular component: mitochondrial inner membrane. The coding region runs from base 30 to 596 and encodes 188 amino acids. NCBI's taxonomy places the organism in Eukaryota, Metazoa, Chordata, Actinopteri, Cyprinodontiformes, Poeciliidae. Gene Ontology annotation, biological process: mitochondrial respiratory chain complex I assembly.
CCGUCCCCCUGCGUGUCACCGGCUCAAACAUGGCCGCCAGGUUCCUCCUUCAGAGAUCAACACAGAGACUUCUGCUCUCCUCCAGAUCUGUACCCGCUUUCUCCAGCCCAUUUCUCUGCCGAGCUCACAGUUUAGGGCCAAGUGACGAUGAGACGUACCAGCGGACCACCGUGUCCAUCAUGAAGAGGGAGGCCAACAACGGGAUCAUGAUACACAGCUACAGUCCUAUGGGAUUCAACAUCGAUGGAAACCGGGUGUUUGGGCCCUGCGCUCUGAUACCUCCUGCCAUCCUUCAGUGGAGCGUUGGAAGUUCUGAAGACAUCACAGAGGAAAGCAUCUCUCUCUUCCACAUGCUUGAACCACCUAUAGAGAUUCUUGUGCUGGGCACAGGGUCAAGGGUCGAACGACUUAACCCCUCAGUUCUCGCACUCUUGAAGCGGAAACGCAUCGCUUUGGAGGUGCAGGACACGCCGAAUGCCUGUGCAACAUUUAACUUUCUGAACAGCGAGCGGCGGCUGGUGGCCGCUGGUCUGAUUCCUCCCUCUUACAGCAGAGCUCUAGAAGUGAAACAGGAUGAAAGUGGGGACUCAAAGUGAGAGUGUAAAUGGUCAUUUAAAGACGAGGUUCACAUUCAAGUGGGAGGAUCGCCCUUCUUCUGCAAAGAGGCUUCAGAGUAAAAUAGCAAACUGAUCCAGCUAUUGUGUUUCUGCAAACAUCGGGGUAAAUCAGUCUGAAGCAGGCUCAGUCUCAGGCAUUUUUAUCAAAGCUUUGAGCCACUUUGAGAAAAUUUGAAACAAAGUUGUGGCAAUUUUUCAUUGUCACAUUGUGGUUUAAAAGUAAAAACAACUUUCAGUCAUAAAUGAACAAGUUGAGUUGAGUAAAUCUGUAUUCUGCUGUAUAAAGUCGUUGUAUAGACUGAUUAUAAAUACAUUUGUUAAAUACCA